Melanaphis sacchari is the source of this 384-nucleotide messenger RNA. RefSeq lists its product as uncharacterized. The coding region runs from base 1 to 384 and encodes 127 amino acids. The record is from RefSeq and is a predicted model, not a curated record. The transcript is spliced from 2 exons. Lineage: Eukaryota; Metazoa; Arthropoda; Insecta; Hemiptera; Aphididae.
AUGCCGUCCAACAAAUGUUCUGUGUUAGGCUGUAAUAGUAGUUCAAAUGUUAAAAAACAUGUGUUUCCGUUGGAUGAUGAUGAUUUUAAGAUGUGGAUUUUAAGAACUGGGAAUGAGAAGUUGGUGAAUCUUUCAAAGCCUUAUAUUAGAAAAACGUAUUUGGUUUGUACUGAACAUUUUAGUUGUACUAGCUACAGCCCUGGUACUUCACGAUUGAAGAAACAUUCAUUACCGAGUUUAAAUUUACCAACUAUACUUCCUUCUGUCUGUCCUGUAAACAAAUCAACUGACAUUACAAUGGAUGAAUCUAUGAAUCUAAUUAAUGAUAGCUGCUCAUCACCUCUGGCGUUACCUUUACUUAAUGUAUCUCAAGGUAAGAAUUAA